Molecule: messenger RNA, 1365 nt
Organism: Verticillium alfalfae VaMs.102
Lineage: Eukaryota; Fungi; Ascomycota; Sordariomycetes; Glomerellales; Plectosphaerellaceae
Product: calpain-7
Exons: 1
Coding region: 1-1278 (425 amino acids)
Biological process (GO): proteolysis
Molecular function (GO): calcium-dependent cysteine-type endopeptidase activity
Source: RefSeq, a predicted model, not a curated record
AUGUAUCUGAACUGGAACCCGAGCUGCUUCGGCCGUCGUCAGGACCACCACUUCACGUGGCACGUUCCAGCCAUGAGCUGGAGUGGGACAUUUGCGCACAACCCACAGUACUCAAUAUGUUCAAGCACUGGUGACACGGUCUGGAUUCUUCUCAGUAGACAUUUUGCAGACGCCGAACUAAGCAUUGCGCGGAAUCAAAGGUCAGGGUCGCUAGCCUCCGUUGCUAGACGUCUUGGCUACACCAGCAUUUCGAUAUUCGACAAUGGAGGUAAACGAGUGCAGGAGAUCGGAGGAGCAUCAUACCGUGGCCCCUUUGUCGACUCCCCCCAGACCCUGGCCAAGUUUGCCCUUGAUGCAGGGAAAACGUACACUGUUGUCAUGGCGCACGAAGAGCUGCCCUUGAACGAGUAUUCUUGCACAUUCUCUUUCUUCUCGGCGACAAAUCUCAAGAUAGAACCGGCCGAAGAGGUUAUGCGUCACUAUCGAGAGCUGUCCAGCUCAUGGACGCGGAGGUCGGCGGGCGGAAACGCUUCUUCUCCUACUUACUCGGCAAACCCGCAGUUUAGCAUCACCGUGUCACGGUCAACGCCACUUUCGAUCCUGCUAACGACUGGUAGUCGUGAUAUCGCCGUCCACACAGACCUCGUGUGGUCAUCGGGCAAACGUGUAUCUUCAAUUGGGAGAAAGGAUGUUGUUGCAAGCUCUGGAGACUAUCGUUGCGGCAGCGCGCAUUCCCACGUUGCAAACCUCGAAGCCGGUACCUACGUCAUUGUCUGCUCAACUUUCGAGCCAGGACAACUGUCCGAUUUUGCGAUACGAAUCGGGACCAUGAUCGAAUGUGCCGUGCGUCCUGUUCCAGGGGACGGAGCAGGACUGCUAUGCACUCGGCUGCCGACACUCGAAUUUGCUGCAGGCGAAGAGCGCAAGCGAGCCAGCAUCACGGCGCCUCGCCUUACGAGAGCAUACGCGUCAGCCCGCUGCCCCGUGCUGUCGGACGAGAAUGGGCAACACAUUUCUCAUGCUGCCAUUCGCAUAGUAGUCAUGUAUGGCCGUGGGCCGAAUGCGUCUAUUCAUGCCAUUUCCUGCGAAGGGGAGUUUCGAGAUCCGACUACGGCCGUGAGGACGCCCGAAUUCGAUGUCGAGCCUGAUCGGGUCCGGCACGAGGGUUUGUGGAUUGUGAUAGAGCAGCUAGGAAGUCAUCGUGCAUGGAGUGGCAUCGAGGUUGAGAUUCUUGGCGAUAACCUCAUUCGCUACCGCCCGUGGGAGGAUCUGGAUUGACCGAGUAAUUAUUUGCAUUCGCCAAGUGCUCGUCUCACUGGUGCUUUCGAUUCGAGGUUCUUUAGCAACUGCGGGCCCCAUGAUUGU